AUGGUUGAACAUUGCGAAAAUUACUGCCAUCUUUACGAAUGUGCUAAUCUACAAAACUCAAUCAAAACGCAAUACGAAAAGAUUAAUAAAAAGCGCGAUGAGUUGAUCGAGUUGCAGAGAGAGUGGAUUCACGAUUUCCUGAAUUACAAAAAUUCACAUGAAGGCAAGCUUGUGGAUAACAAGCAAACUAAUCUCGGUGUUCGUGAGACUGUUUCUCGGAAUUCGGGGGAAACUGAAGAUCAUUGGUGUUUUAUUGGUGGCAUAACGAGGAAUGCCGAAUACAGGGACUUGAAAUAUUUUCUAGAGCAUUAUAUCGGAAAGAUCAAACGUGUAGACGUUGUCAAGAGCAAGGCAUGCGCGUUUGUAGAGUUUUACGAAGAAUCCUCAUAUCAAUUGGCGAUCAAUAUGCGUGCCAUCAAAUAUAGGAACAAAUUUCUGAGAAUCGAAAAACGUAUGAACCCAAACAAUAAAGGGAAAGAACGACAACAUUGA
This is a messenger RNA of Acaulospora morrowiae, 492 nucleotides long. The record is from the annotation of a GenBank genome assembly. Lineage: Eukaryota; Fungi; Glomeromycota; Glomeromycetes; Diversisporales; Acaulosporaceae.